Molecule: messenger RNA, 385 nt
Organism: Dipodomys ordii (Ord's kangaroo rat)
Lineage: Eukaryota; Metazoa; Chordata; Mammalia; Rodentia; Heteromyidae
Product: PHD finger protein 21B-like
Exons: 3
Source: RefSeq, a predicted model, not a curated record
AUGCACGCUGCCCCUGGUGGGCCUGGCCAGGGCCGUCAUCGCUCCCUGGAGCCCCGGGCUGCCCAGCCUCGCAGGAAGGGGGUCCUCUUUGUGCCCCUCCCCUCCCCUGGCUGUGCAGCCAGCGCUGAGCCGCUCCCACCCUCCUUCCAGACCGAGAGCACUCAUGAGGAGCACUGUGCGGCCUGCAAGCGAGGAGCCAACCUCCAGCCCUGCGGCACCUGCUCAGGGGCCUACCACCUCAGCUGCCUGGACCCACCCCUCAAGGCUGCGCCCAAGGGCGUGUGGCUCUGCCCCAAGUGCCAGCAGAAGGCCUUAAAGAGAGACGAGGGGGUGCCCUGGACCGGGAUGCUGGCCAUCGUGCACUCCUACGUCACCCACAAGACAG